AUGAACACAUUAUAUAUAUUUAUAGGAAUCAUAGUUGUUAUAUUAUGUUCUCGCUUUUGUAAUAAUGUAAAUGAAAACAAUAUAGGGAAAUCUCAUUAUCCCAUUUUUUUGAAAGAAAGAUUUAAUAGAAACAAUAAUUUUUGUAGUAAUGUAUAUAAUAAUAUAGGAAGGAAAAAAAUAAAGAAAAACAAAAAUGUUUAUCCUCAUAGCCUUGGUUAUAUAUUUCUACCUUUGUAUAAUAAACUAAGUCGUUCUAAUACUAACAAUAAUGUAUCAAGAAAUAAAUGUUUAGUUGAUUAUGUACCUAACAAAAAGAUGCAAGGGGGAAACAUUUUCCUUUUUCAUAAUGUGCAUGUUAUAAAUAAGAAAAUGAAAUUCCAAAAGAAUGUAUCUAUAUGUGUCGAAAGUAAAAAAAGGGAUAAAAAAAGGGAUAAAAAAAGAGUUAACCAUGUGUUUAUGGAUAAAAACUUGGGAGACAUUUUUGAAAGUAACAAGACAGAAGCAGUUAUUGAUAAAAACAAUUCUAGUAAUGUAAUUAAUAAUGACGCUGAAUAUAAUCAUCCUAAUAUACAUAAUAACGAGGGGACAUAUAAUAAUAUCGAUGAAAAUAAUCCUAUGUAUGAAGGUAUGCCUAACCACCUAAGCGAUAGUAAUUUAGAAAGUGCCAUGAAGAAAGCAGAAGAAUAUAUUAAAGGGAAAGAAGAUGAUAUAAUAGAAAGAAGGGAAAAAGAAAAGAAAAAAAAAAUUGUUGAAAAAAUGAAAGGUGAUGAAGAUGUAUUUACAGAUAAGUUAUUAGAUUUAAGAAUAUAUGAUAUGUUAAAAUAUGUAUAUAGAAAUAAUAUAUAUAGGACAUCUCAUGAAUUAGUAAAUAAUAUAUGCAUGUGGAUGAAAAGUACGUAUUCUAAUUAUGUAGAUACUAAUAAAGAAAUACGACAAAGAGAAAAAAAGAAACAAGCGGAAGAGAAAAAAGAUGAAGAAGAAAAAAAUAAAAAAAAAGAAGAAUUAAUAAAUAUAAGUGAUAGUGAAAAGGAUACGAAACACAACGAAACUAACAUUAAUUAUAAAAGAGUCAAUGUUAAUGACAAAGAUGUUAAUAUUCAUGAAGAUAUUAUAAAAGGAAAAAAAACAAAAGAAAAAAUGGACGAUGAAAUUCAAAGUGAAAUUAUAGAAAAAGACAUUUCAACAAAUUAUAGUAAAGAUAGAAAUGUACAAUACUUAAAUACCUUUUCCUUUGAUAAAAAUAAUGAAAAGCUGAAUAAUGAAAUGGAGAGCUUAAAAUUGUAUAAUAAAAAAAAUUUGAGUAAAUAUUUUUUUUCUCUUUAUAAAGGAAAUAUAUUAAAACAGUUGGUAACAGAAGGUGAGGACCUGCAGCCUAAGGAUGAAUAUAUAGAAAGGAAAAAAAAGAAUGAUAUUAAUAAAUAUGAUAGUAAUAAAUAUGAUAGUAAUAAAUAUGAUAGCAAUAAAUAUGAUAGUAAUAAAUAUGAUAGCAAUAAUUACGAUAGUAAUAAUUAUGAUAAUAAUAAUUAUGAUAGUAAUAACAAAUUAGAGAACACUAAUUUUGAUAAACGAGUAAAAGACACGUUAUCACAGAAAUUAUUUCUUUAUGAUGAAGAAUAUUAUAUAGAUAAAGAAAGAUAUAUGAAAUCUAAUGUUACCAUAGAAUUUAAUAUUUAUGAUACUUAUAGUGAUAAUGUUAUUUUAAAUAAUAAAAAAACAAAUUCUACCAUGUUAGAGUUCCCGUUAAUAGAUAGUCAUCAUAUUAUACAGAAAUGUUUAUUAACUAUGAAAAAAUUAGAAAAGGCUAUUUUUUAUAUUAAAAAUAAUUUAUUAUUUCAUACUUUUACCUCCAAUGAUAACCCUACAAAUAAUGAUGAUAGAAAUAUAUAUGAUGUUAUAAUAAAUGAAGAAUGGAUAAAAAUGGAAUUAUAUUUAUGUAAUAUAUAUGGUAUUAAUGAAAAGUGGAUGGGUAUUACUCCUAAUAUGUUUGAAAAUGAGCACAAGACAAAUAUGUUUUUAAAAAAUUAUAGUAUGGAUAACCCUCAGAAUAAUAUGAUUACUUUGGGGGACCCUACUAAUAGUACUAAAGGAGUAGAUAAUUACACGAAUAAGGAAAUGAUAAAUAAACUAAGUGAUGAUAAAAAGGAUGCUUUAAAAAAAAAUAGUGCUGAAGUUGAAGAGAGUCCUAGUAAGAAUAAUGUAACGAAGAAUGUGUUAUUAAAUAAUUCACAAAAUGUAUCAAGCGCCGGUUUGAGGGAUGAACAAAUUGUCAAAAAUGUUGAAAAUGGCGAAAUGAUCGAAAACAGCCCAUGCAACAAAGUGGUGGAUGAAGCUAGCCAAAGGAGAAGAGAAGAAAUUAUACGAAAGACUGAAGAAUAUGAAAGGAGAAAAGAAUUAGAAAUAAAAAGUGAUUUCUUAUUAAAAAAAUUAGAAAAUGAAAUGAAAUAUGAUCCAAAUCAUUAUAUGUGGAAAGAUUUAUAUCCUCAAUUAAGUGAGCAUCAUAAAAAUAAGACUGAUAAAUAUUUUGAAAAUUUAAAAAAAGAAAUGACUGAAAAUAAAUGUAGUAGAGGUUAUACAGAUAAUAUAAAAAAGAAGCAAAGCAUGAAAGGAUAUGAUAUUGGUGAAAAAAUUGAAGGAAGGACAAAAUAUUAUAUAUGGUAUGAGAAUAUGUUUAGUUUUUCUUUAUAUUUUUUUUUACGUCCAUAUAUAAAAAAAAAACAUAUUCUUAUAGAUAUAGAUAAUAAUUUCUUUUCAUUAACAAUAAAUAAACAUAAUAUUAUAAAGGAUAUUUUUAAUCAUCCGAUAAAUUCUUCAGAUUCUAUUUGGUCCUUAACAGAUAAAGAAGACAACCAUUUUAUGGAAAACGAGAUGAAUGAAAUUCAAUUUCCUGUAUAUGAUAUUACUAAUAUACAAGAUGAGGAAAUACAAAAGUUUAUCAAAAGUAAAUAUGCUUUGGUAUAUAAUAUAUAUAAGGAUAACAAUCAUAAGUAUAUGUGGGGAUCUAUAUUUAAAUCGUCAUAG
Messenger RNA from Plasmodium reichenowi, 3018 nucleotides. RefSeq lists its product as hypothetical. The transcript has a single exon. The coding region runs from base 1 to 3018 and encodes 1005 amino acids. NCBI's taxonomy places the organism in Eukaryota, Apicomplexa, Aconoidasida, Haemosporida, Plasmodiidae. The record is from RefSeq and is a predicted model, not a curated record.